ACGCCGUUUGCUCUGGGCUCUGCCUGGCAGGGACUUUGGAACCUGAUCUGCAGUGUUGCAAGAAGGGGCGCAGGGGCAACACGCGCGCUGGGCGCAGCCAGUCGACUCUGCCGGGCCACCUCCGCCUCCAGGCCGUGGGACCGCCCCCUCCUCCCCACACCCUACCUUCCCGCGACUUGACCACUCGGCGGAAGCCUCAGGUGGGCCCCGGGGUCCAAGUCCGCCGCGGGGAGGGCGGGGGCGGGCCCCUAACCGGGGACUGCAGGGCGCGUCACGGCAGCCGCUCCUGAUUGGCGGCCACGGCGGUCACGGGCCAGGCGCCCGGGGACUGACGCCGCCUGUGGCUAGAGCCAGAGUAACGGGACUCCCAGCGGCUCGUCGCAGUCCCGACGCGAGUAGGGCUGGAGUCGGUGCCCAGCCGAGAGCCACCUGGGGAGCCUGGCCGGGACGCGCGCACCAUGCCUUACCUCCUCAUCAGCACCCAGAUCCGCAUGGAGGUGGGCCCCACUAUGGUGGGUGAUGAACAGUCGGAUCCAGAGCUGAUGCAGCAUCUGGGGGCUUCAAAGAGAAGUGUCCUAGGAAACAACUUUUACGAAUACUAUGUCAAUGACCCUCCCCGCAUAGUCCUGGACAAGCUGGAACGCCGGGGCUUCCGUGUGCUGAGCAUGACAGGGGUAGGCCAGACGCUGGUGUGGUGCCUGCACAAGGAGUGACCCUCUCACGCUGAUCUGCAGCCGGGGCGCCCCUGUGGAUGGGGCUGCUGUUGGCCCUGACCUCCAAGCUCUGGCCUCACCGAUUGCCUUGCCCCUGUCUCCCCAAAUUGUCACUGACACCUGCCCAGCCUCAAGGGGUGGUGAAUGGCCUUCUAUGAAACCCUGCCUCAAACAGUGGGAGAGGGCAGGGCCCGUUGCCCUGGUGCUCCCAGCUGCCCUGCUGCUUCGGGCCUGAGCAGAGGGCACUGGGUAGGACAUGUCCUCGGGCAGCUUCCCUGGCUGGACCUGGGCACCCCAGGGCCCCUGGCAUGUGGCUCCUGCAUAGCUAGCCCAAGCCAAUAAAGGGCUGUGAUGAGUGUUUGCGCCUGUGCUCUGCUUGUGCACAGACUCUGGGACUCUUACCGUGUGGAGUGUUUCCCUGGGGGGUCUGCCCACUUCCUGGGAGGGUUGUCAGGCCUGCCUGGGUGAAGCCCUCUGUGGCAGAGCCCAGCACCCUAUACCUAUGUAUGGAAUACAGGUAGAGUCUUUAAAAAAAAAAACAA
Saimiri boliviensis boliviensis (Bolivian squirrel monkey) is the source of this 1255-nucleotide messenger RNA. RefSeq names its product GTP cyclohydrolase I feedback regulator (gene GCHFR). The record is from RefSeq and is a predicted model, not a curated record. Gene Ontology annotation, cellular component: nucleus; cytoplasm. Lineage: Eukaryota; Metazoa; Chordata; Mammalia; Primates; Cebidae. Gene Ontology annotation, biological process: negative regulation of biosynthetic process. Gene Ontology annotation, molecular function: GTP cyclohydrolase binding.